This is a messenger RNA of Diaporthe citri, 843 nucleotides long. RefSeq lists its product as uncharacterized. The record is from RefSeq and is a predicted model, not a curated record. Gene Ontology annotation, biological process: regulation of DNA-templated transcription. NCBI's taxonomy places the organism in Eukaryota, Fungi, Ascomycota, Sordariomycetes, Diaporthales, Diaporthaceae. Bases 1 to 843 code for a protein of 280 amino acids. The transcript has 3 exons. Gene Ontology annotation, molecular function: DNA-binding transcription factor activity.
AUGGCGCCUGACCAUCACCUCUCCGUCCACCAGUACUCGGGCUGGCCAGCAGAGCACCCGCAGCACAUCUCGGUGCGACAGUACCCAAGCACCAGCAGCGCCUUCAGCAGCUCAGCGCAUCCCGAUGAAGACUGGACCAAGGUCUCGGAUCUGGCUGAGCGCAGGCGGAUACAGAACAGGAUUGCCCAGCGCAACUACCGCAAGAAGAUAAAGGAGCGCAUGGCCGACCUGGAGAGGCGCGCGGGCUCUGACGGGAACAAGAGCAGCAGCACAAGCAGCAAGAAGUCGCCAAAGACGUCCAAGAAGCAAGGACGGCGCCAGUCUUCACCACCGCCGCCGGGACACCACUCGCUGCAGCCACCAUCACAGUCGGGCGUGCCACAACACCCCUUCACGCCGCCCAUGAAUCCGGAGGACCACUUCUUCCCCUCGCCAAGCCCGCCAGCAAGCAGCCCGCCACCAUUUGCUUCCUACCAACCCACGUACUCGCCUCCCAGCGACAACGGCAUGAUCAUGCAGCCAUACGGGAGCCCACAACAGCAGGCAAUCGCAACAUCUGGCCCUUACCAAUUCGGCAUGGUGUCCACAAACGCACCCACGCUGCCGCCAAUGACACACUUUGCGGAUGCGUACAAGGCACCCAACCUCAACGGGGGGAAUGAGUCGAUGUCGUCGUUUUCCAACUACGGCGACUACACGCUUGGUGGUCACUUGAACCCCUCGCCCUACGAUUCAAAUCCUCAUACCCCAGCUCUGUCGCACACCUUUGACCACUCGGACAACAAUUCGGAGGCGGAUUGGUGUGCCUACCCAGUGACACCACUGUCGAUGGGCUCACCAUGA